Messenger RNA from Stylonychia lemnae, 1557 nucleotides. Lineage: Eukaryota; Ciliophora; Spirotrichea; Sporadotrichida; Oxytrichidae. The record is from the annotation of a GenBank genome assembly.
AUGAAUAUCAUUAUUUUGUCAUUAGAAACGAGAAAAUUGACUGAUGAGGCUGUGAGUGCUUGCAAUUUAAUUGGAAUUAAUCCUCAAGAUCUCUAUGAAAAGUAUGAAUUAGAAUGGCUAAUUAAAUUUUCAAUUAGGUCCUUUGAAACCUUUAAAGAAACAGCUGAAAAUGAAGAAAUAGCUUAAAUGAGAUUCCAGCAUUUCGAAUAGCGCAGAAGAAACAAAUUAAAGCUUGUAUCAGAUGCCAUAAAUGAAAAUUUAAGAAAUAGGGCGUAGAGUAGUAAUGGAGCAGGCAUGAAUCUUGAUAUAGAUAAAUCUAUGGGGUUUGCUAAUAAGACAUAAGCAGGAAAAGCUAUAUUUUUUAAUACUCGCAUAAACAGAGUAUCAUCUGUACAUAAUGCAACUAGAUAAAAAACAAUGUUCAGCGAGGGAAAUAAUUCGAGACAGAUGGAUUAUUUUGACGGCAUGAAUUCAUCUGCAGAAAGAAUGGGCAACCUUAAUACUGAAAGAGAUCAAAUUAAAAUACAAAAGCUACUUAAAAUAAAAGAAAAUAUUGAAUCUUUGGCUAAAAAAGAAGCAAUGAGAUAUCAAUCUAUGAUGAAGAAGAGCGAAAAAAGAGAAAAGUUAGCAAAAGAAUAUAAAAAAGCACUUAUUGAUGAGGCAAAGAUGAGGAAAGUGAAAUAUGAUUCACGCCGUAUUUAAGCUAAAGAUCUUGUAUAAAAAUCUGUUACAGCUAGUGAGUAAAAGGGUGUCAAAAUUUACUCCUAGUAUAUUAAAGACAUUGAGAAAAGACUGGAUGAGGAAAAAAAGAAAGAGAAAUAAAUGUCAUUUCAAGAAUAUGAGAACUAUAAAAAGAGGUUCGAGCACUCCCUCCAAAAUUCUUCAUUUUAUAAUGAUAAGUUACGAGAUAAAGAUAAUGAAACUUUAAUUAACCUAGGCUAACUUGACAAUAGAUUGAACUAGGGUUUUGAUCGUUCAAUAAUGCAUAGAUCUGAAAAAGCUCAAAGAGCAUCAUACUACACUGAAAAGAAUCGAAGGAUUAAAGAUAACCAAAGACUAUGGAAGACUCAAAGAAAGAAUUUUGAUGAGAAGUUUUAAAGAAUAAAAGAUCAAUAAAAAAUGCUAUAAAAAGAACUUGACAUAAAGAGAAAAACUAUUCUUGAGAAGCAUGCAAAGGAAGGAGAACUGCACAAAGAAGCGCAGUAGUUUAUUUAGGAGGAGACUUAAAAGAAGCGAGAAUGGUCGAAUUUGAAGCGAACAGAUCAAUAGGAGAACCUUUCUAUCAAUAAUAGGAAAAAAGAGCUACUCAAGGAGAGAUUAAUAGAGAAACAUAUUGUACUUAAGAAAUAAUUAGAAGGAUAUAAACAAUAACAAAACUUGGUUCUAGAACAUAGGAAGAGGUAGGACAAGGAAAGGAGAAAAUUAACAGAAGAAAUAGUUGAAACAAGUCAUAGUGCAUUUAGAAAGAGACUUAUGAGCCAGAGUUUAGGUCCUAGUUAAGGCCUUGGAGGAAAAGAUGAUGAUGAGAAGAAUAGAGAUAUUAACGAAACUAAAUGA